Molecule: messenger RNA, 1974 nt
Organism: Acanthochromis polyacanthus (spiny chromis)
Lineage: Eukaryota; Metazoa; Chordata; Actinopteri; Pomacentridae
Product: sterile alpha motif domain-containing protein 9-like
Exons: 1
Coding region: 134-1852 (572 amino acids)
Cellular component (GO): cytoplasm
Source: RefSeq, a predicted model, not a curated record
CAGGGUACGUGCACGGUGAGAUAGUUGGUGUCCCAGUGAAAGAGAAGGACAUUUUUGUCGAUGCUUUGGACUACAUUGAGAGGUGCUUCUCCUCUGACAAGUGUGUGUGCGACCACCAAGAUUCAUUGAGGUUAUGGAUCAACAAAAUCAACAAAGUGAAGAGAAGAGGUAUGUGGUGGAGGUUGACAUUGUACCCUCACUCAGUAUUGUUAGGGGAAAGGUGUACGCAGUCCGUCUGCCAAAUUUCAAAGUAGAGACAAACAAAGUAGAAUUUGAGAAAGAAGUGAUUCUGAGAAGGGUUGGUUCAAAAACAGCGCCAGUGAGUGAAAAAGAUCUAAGUGAUUUUUACCAGCGAAUCAAAGAUCGGGAUGCUCAAAGAGACGAAGCAGAGAAAAAUCAGUUCCUGAGCACUUCUGGGAUCUGCCAAGACCUUGGACGAAAGCUAACAAUGCUAAUGACGAGUGGAAAGAAAUUCAUCGAAACACAAAAAUGGUUCAUACUUGUCACCAACAAAUUCAAGCCUGAUGACCUCUGCAACAUCAACUGGCUGCUUAACAUGAACAUAUUCUGCAUGUUUGAUUUUGAUCCACACUCAAAGAUAUCAGGUCUCUGCAGUAAAUACCUUCAGCAUCAUGCUGCCAACAUGCAUUUUCUACAGAGCUACAGGAUAUCUGGUGGCUCAACCAUCUUAGAAUUCACUAGUCACUUGCAUCUGUUUGAUCAAACUAGCUGGAUCUUCUGUAAUGGCCGCACUGACUUCAAAGGAAACAAAACUCCAUGUGAUGAGAUGACUUGGAUCAAGACCAAGAUGACGCUCCUGUGGGAAUCUGUGUCUUUAAUCUGUAAACAAAUCUUGCCAAAAGGCACAUUCCAGGUCAUUUUUCUUGUCACGUCACCAGUUGAGAAACCUCUCUUGCACACCUUUUAUGAGUUUUUCACAGACAUGGAAGGCCAUGAAGACAUCAUCUGCAUCUGUGAGUCAGAGCAAAAUUUCCAGAAGUGGCAAAGCUUUGCAGAAGGUUCGUGCGGAAAAGAAACUGUUGACCAUUCCAGUGUUGUUGGGAUGAAAAUGAGCCACAUCAAUGCAACUCUGCAGCAUGUACAACCCAUGAAAGCAUGUGCCAGAAAGCACUUGCCAGUCUUUGUGAAAGGGAAAUGUCUCCUUGAGACAAAUGAAGAGGAACAGAUGUAUUCUCUGGAAAUCCUGACUAUCAACCACUGUGAUGAAACAAGCAAAGAGUUCAUCGAUGAGGAGAAAGCAAACAUUGAAAGCCAGUUCCUCCAUGGUGGGGGAGUGACCUGGUUGAACUUCUGGCUUGCUGAGCACAAAUAUGUUGGAGAGGUAGUUGAAAGAAAUGCCUAUCAUGAAACGUCCGGGCUUCUCAAAGAUGCUUUGAAACAUUAUGCAGAUCAAACUCCAGUGAAUAUUAUAAACAUCUACCAUCACCCAGGAAGUGGUGGGAGCACAGUGGCAAGACAAGUGCUGUGGAACAACAGGAAAGAUCUGAGGUGUGCAGUUGUGAAGCCUUUACACUCAGCUACUGUUGUUGCUCAACAUGCAGUUGAACUAAGACAAUAUGAAGAAACAGAUCCACAGAGGUGUCUACCUGUGCUGCUGCUCAUUGAAAACUCAGACAAAGAAUAUCUUGAUGAUCUCAGGAAUGAACUAGAGGUUGCCAUUAACAGCAAACAAAUCCAGUAUGGAACUCUGUGUUUCAUCUUGUUGAGUUGCAGACGGUCCCAUGAUCCAGAGGCGAGAUGUAGGGACUCUCCAUUAAAGAAUGUGGCUGUCACUCACAAACUGUCUGCUCAAGAGAAGAGAAAGUUUGCAGGAAAACGAAAAGGAACUUGAGGAACUCGGAUAUGAACCUGAUUUCAUCCUGACGUUUGUUUUGAUGAGUCAAGAAUUCUCUGGAGAUUACGUCCGAGGGUUUGUGGAACAUUUGCUCCAAGACAUUGACCACCGAUCUGUUG